GUUGUCCUCUCCUCCCCUCCCCAAUGGGGGAAAGAGGGGGGGUUGCGUUUCUUUUCCGCUGGUGCGCUAGUGCCUUGUGCUUGUUCUUCCUCGCUGGAACUUUCGGCGCUCAAGUAUUGGCGGUUUCGUCGCGGAUGUUCUCGGAGUCGGCCCCAGGCGUGAGAGAGUAUGAACCCAACGGCAUCGCGGAAGGCAGCGCGUUCUAUUGCUUCCGGGACUUCAAGAGGUGUAGGAGCGGCAUCAAGCAAUGCAUCCGGCCGAAGCAGGAAUGCGACGGGGUCGAGGACUGCGAAGACGGGUCGGAUGAGGGGCAGUUCUGCAAGUCGUUCGAUUGCGAAGGGACCGGUCGCUACACGUGUCCGAGCGGGAAGAUGUGCAUGAAUUCCACGGGAAUAUACGGCCACUGGAUUUAUGUCGACAGCGGUCCGUACACAACAUACUUGUGCAACGGCGUAGCCGACUGUGCUGAUGGGUCAGACGAAGACGAGAGCUUCUGUGCUUCAUACGACUGCAACCGCGACGUGGCGCACAAGAAGCUGCCCAUGCCGCUCAACUGGUGGGAGCCAAGUGGCCGCAGAGUGCGGUGUGCAGGUGGAAAGGGUGGGUGCGUGUACGAGCGGCAGCUGUGCGACAGCGAAGUCGACUGCGCUUUCGAUGGAGGCAGCGACGAGAGCGACGAGUUCUGCAAGCAGCACGGCUGCUCUUCGGCCGGUCUCACUAAUCUUUUUCAGUGUCGCACCGGCAGGUGCAUCAAGCGCCAGCAGAUGUGCGACGGCAAGCAGGAUUGCCCCGACGGCGACGACGAGGGAGAGUUCUGUGAGAAGAUCAACUGUCCAUUCGGCCGCGUCAAGUGCGAAGGUGGAAGCAACCGGACGUGCAUCGAAGAGAGUCAAGUGUGCGACGGAGUGAGAGAUUGUCCGGGAGGAACGGACGAGGACGACUGUGCGACGAAGACGUGCAAGUGGGGGACAAAGUGUCCGAGUGGAACGCAGUGCGCCUUUUUCAUCCUGUGCAACGGUAUCGAGGAUUGCAACGACGGAUCGGACGAGGAUCCUGCGUUUUGUCGCCGCUUCAACUGCACAGCUGAUGGACACGUCAUCAAGUGCAAGAACGGCUUCCAGUGUAUCUCUCCAUCACAAGUCUGCGAUGGGCGACCAGACUGCGCCGACUGGUCGGACGAGAAUCCCGCCUACUGCCGGAGGCAUAACUGCUCCGACUCGGGGGAGGAGGGCAUUCCGUCGAUUUCGUGCCCCGGCUUGGAGUACGUCUGGUGCUUGGAUCUCGGUUUUCUGUGCGAUUCUAUUCUUCGGGACAACUGCUACCUGGACACGCACCUUGACCCGACGUUCUGCACGUCGAAGAAGGCACGCGACAUGCUGGAAAAGAUCCAUAAAAUAACCUGCACUAGUGACCCCGCCAACGCCAUUUACGGACAUUACUGUGACGGCUGGGCGGAGUGUGACGACGGCAGUGACGAGAGGGAGGAGUUCUGCCAACAGUACGAGUGCCCGAAAGAUCGAGUCAAGUGUUACGGCAAGCGGUGCGUACUUGGAGCGCGAUGUGACGGCAAGUGGGAUUGCCCCGAUGGGUCGGACGAGAAAGAGUGCUAGCCGAGGUCAGGAUGAAGCUCGAGCCUCGAGGCAGCGGUUACACUCCAGUCCCUCCUGAAUGAUGGGAAGGGUGCGCGUCAGGCACGCUA
Messenger RNA from Chara braunii, 1699 nucleotides. The record is from the annotation of a GenBank genome assembly. NCBI's taxonomy places the organism in Eukaryota, Viridiplantae, Streptophyta, Charophyceae, Charales, Characeae.